AUGGCAAGAAGUGAUGACAAACCUAGCACAAGCAGUCACAGCAGAGAUUUCAAUGCAAGAAGUAAAGACAUCCCUGCCAUUAGUGUUAAUGAUGAAGAUUAUUCUUCAUAUUUAACUCUCGUGGCAUCGCUUUCUGGCGAUUCUUCAGAUGAUGAGGAUUUAAAUCAAGCUAUAAUUGCGAGCUUGGAGAAUCAGAUUGCAGAAAAAGUCCCUGUUCAAGAGAUACUGCUGGAACUAUCAAGCAAAAUUAGCACAAAACAACAGUGCAAAUUUAAUAUAAAUCGCUCUGCUGUGUGGGAGGGAGCCUUGCGUGGUUUUCAAAGGCUAUCUUAUGAUCCCAACUUGAUGAUCUGUGUGAAAUUCUCAGAUGAUAUGGGGAAAAAUGAGGAAGGGGUUGAUUUAGGUGGGCCAAGGAGCGAAUUCUUGAGACUAUUGAUGGACACCAUUGCCAGGUCAGCCAUGUUUGAGGGGAAAGAAAACUGCAAGAACUUGGCUCUUGACAGUACUGCUCUCAGAGGGGACUGGCACUACAUCUCUGGCCGAGCCAUUGCAGUGAGCUUGGUACAUGGUGGUCCACCACCUAACUUUCUGUCACCAACAGUAUUUUCUCUUCUGGUUGGAAAUUCAGCAAAUCCAGCCCUGGAAGACAUAGCUGACCUGGAACUCUUCGAAAAAGUCAAAAAGAUAUCUCAAAGUACAACCCUUGAGGACCUUGAAAAGUCAAAAGAACCUCUGCGUGACUACUUGGCCAAUGCAGGAUGCCUGAGGCCUAUGCGUUCACUAAGAGACAGGGAUCUGCUGGUACAUGAUAUUGUCAUGUUUCAGGUCAUCCACAGACCUACGGAUGGCUGCUAUCCUACAACAAUGUUUGGAUAG
Molecule: messenger RNA, 876 nt
Organism: Pelmatolapia mariae (spotted tilapia)
Lineage: Eukaryota; Metazoa; Chordata; Actinopteri; Cichliformes; Cichlidae
Product: G2/M phase-specific E3 ubiquitin-protein ligase-like
Exons: 4
Coding region: 1-876 (291 amino acids)
Molecular function (GO): ubiquitin-protein transferase activity
Source: RefSeq, a predicted model, not a curated record